Molecule: messenger RNA, 2100 nt
Organism: Aspergillus melleus
Lineage: Eukaryota; Fungi; Ascomycota; Eurotiomycetes; Eurotiales; Aspergillaceae
Exons: 1
Coding region: 1-2100 (699 amino acids)
Biological process (GO): nucleolar large rRNA transcription by RNA polymerase I; transcription initiation at RNA polymerase I promoter
Cellular component (GO): RNA polymerase I upstream activating factor complex
Molecular function (GO): rDNA binding; RNA polymerase I general transcription initiation factor activity
Source: RefSeq, a predicted model, not a curated record
AUGAGCAGUUCAAGCCUUUACGAGCCGCCCGAGGAAGACGAAGAUGCAUCUGAUUCCGAUUUCGACGCCGGAGCAGCGCGGCGAACGAGAGCCCCUCCCUCUUCCCCGCCCACCGAGGGGCUGCGACAAUCCUCUCCAGCUGAAGCGAAUGGACAGUCUCCGCUUGAGUCAAUAGACCGCGGCGGUGUAGGCACGCGGUCUCAGGCGCUUGAACGUCUUCGCACGUCCCUAACCCGAGAAUCGGUCACGGCGUACGACAACCUUUUAGAUACGACAACCGAUGAGAAUUCGCCUAUCAAAACCGCCGAAAUCGCGUCAACGCCCGUAAAAUUUCAAGAUUACAAAGGGAUCGUUUUAUGGACACCCGCCGAGAAGGAAGUGCUUUUCAACACACUGGAAAGAAAGGGCAAAAAUGGAAUCAAGGAGAUUGCCCAAACGAUUGGAACAAAAUCGGAACUGGAAGUGCAGGAAUACAUCCGACUUCUACACGAGGGCUUAAAUGAACGACAUCAGUCUAAAAAGGAUUUCAGACCGAUCAUCCUGGGGCAGAUUCCCGCAGCGGCCGAGAUCAGCCACAAAUGCUGUCGUGCACUCGACGAGUAUGCAGGGUUACUGCGGCUUGAGGAGGAAUUUUCGGAAAAUGUGGCUGGGCGACACAAACAUCGUGACAUGUGGAUUGUCGAUCAAGACGUUGCGGCAGAAUUGGACGAGCAGAUUCAAUCGCGGGAUGAAGCCUUUGUUUCAGAUAGCAGUAUUCACCAUACAGCGGGGCUAUUGAACUUGAAGUCAUGGAUCCGACUUUCAGAGCGGUUUUUCAUGAACUUCGGCGGUCAGAGGCUCGACGACAACUGGGUCAACGUCGCUUUCGCCGAUGAGACGCCGUCGGUAACCGCAGACGCCUUCGCAGACUUUUACGCUCUGACGGUAAGCGUCACACGGCGCUUGAUUCAUUCGGCGCUCUUUUUCGCCAUGUCCCGACUCCACAGCAUGAGAGACACCGGCAAUCCCAAAGCACAGGUUGUAAAAUCGCGUGAUGUUCGGACCGCGCUGGACGUGCUGAACAUGAAGCACAAUCGCUUCGACUAUUGGGUAGGAUUGGCGCGAAGGUGCCACUUGGACGUGGCCGAUCUUCGACACCGCAAAGGCUGGAACUCAGUUCAUAUGGAUUACAACGAAGUCGAGGACAUCCUAUCUGACAGGGUCCCGCUUGACCCGGGACCCGGGGGAAGAAGUGUCUCGAGGCAUCAAUCACAGGAUGGGACCAGUGAUGACGAAGACAAUGGCUUUGUGCAUGCAUCAAAUCUGUCCUCACAGCUGCCGGAUGAGGAGUUCUCGGUGGUAGAUACAGAAGACGAUCACGCAGAACAAGUCGACCAGCAAUCGAGCCAUCUAGAAGAACAGCAGUUAUGGCAAAAGUUGGGCCAGUCACCGCCCACUUCCCUCAACUCGCUCAUCGCGGGGGAUCACAAGCGAGUCUCGAACUUGCGCAUGCCAGUUGGAGAGCACAAGACGCCCGAGGAUCUGGUCGACUGGCGUAAUAGGACCCUAUACCGAGGAGACUGGGAGGAACACGGUAAUGAAGUGUUCGAUAUCUACGAAGACAUAUCCGAACACCGACGGAAACGCCGUCGUCUUGAAAAGCCCGCUGUGUCGCUAUAUGUAACUGACUCUUCGAACGACGAGAUAUCCGAGUCCGAUUCCGCUUCCGACGCUGCAGAUGGCGAUGCAGACGAUGUUGAAAAUCAAUCAGACGCUUUAGCAGAUCCAAGCGCCGACGAAACGGAUGACAUGGAGAACGACGAACCUGAACCUGACAUGUCAACACCCAAACAACAACAAUCACCCACCAAAGGCUUCUUCGCAACAUCAUCCCCUUCACCAGUCUCCUCUCCUUCAAACCGCCACAAUAUCCCCAUUAAACCCGACCCCUACAACUACGCUCAGAACAAAAGCCAAGAUUAUUCUUCAAAUUCCGAAGAUGACCUCCCUACCACAUACGAACGACGAAAGUCAUAUUCGUCAGCACAAGAAGAUGAUGACAAUGACGGAAUACCGCUGUAUUCGCAACCGAUGAGCCCAACUGACUGGCCGUCUGAAUAA